Messenger RNA from Morchella sextelata, 480 nucleotides. RefSeq lists its product as uncharacterized. The transcript is spliced from 5 exons. The coding region runs from base 1 to 480 and encodes 159 amino acids. Gene Ontology annotation, molecular function: zinc ion binding. The record is from RefSeq and is a predicted model, not a curated record. NCBI's taxonomy places the organism in Eukaryota, Fungi, Ascomycota, Pezizomycetes, Pezizales, Morchellaceae.
AUGCUAGUCCUGACCCUCACCGCAGACCUCUCUGGAGUCACAAACCUCCGCCCAGAUGACACGGAGGAUAACCCGUUCUACUACAUGCUGAAGGUUCAGUGUAUGUCGUGCUGGGAGGUGCAUGGCAAGACUGUGGGAAUUAGUCGCUUUGAGGAGAGAGAGAUGUCAAACAGCCGCGGCGAGUCCAAUUUCGUCUGGAAGUGUAAGAACUGCACUCGCGAAUCUUCAGCAAUGAUCCGCGCCGCCCCCAAACCAUACAAACAAUGCUCCCCACCCAAGAAGCAGAACAUCCUCGAGUUUGAGUGCCGCGGGUGCGAGUUUGUCGAUUUUAGCGCGGAGGGCAACUGGAUGGCGGAGGGCCUCGAGUCCGGAACAAAGUUUGCGGAGAUUGAUAUCACGGAUGAGUGGUUUGAGUAUGAUGAAAAGGCGGGCGAGGAGGUCACGAUUAAGGAUAUCAAGUGGGAGAUUAGGAGGGCGUAG